CUUAGCUUACCCGUUUCAACUCGUUUUUCAAAUAACUUGGAGAAUUCCGCCUCCCUUCUUGAUUCCCCCCCUCUGGCCUCCCUCGAAUUCAUCGACACUCCGGAGAAGAAGAAGAAAAAUACCCCUCUUUCAAUAAUUCUUCUCAUCUUCUUUUUCGGAUCCUAAAUGUCACACUUAAAACAGUUACGACAUUACUCUGCUUCCCGGUGAUGGAAUUGGUCCUGAAGUUGUCUCUGUUGCUAAACAAGUUCUUAACUUAGCAGUUCCUCUUAAAGGCGGAAGACAAGAUUACAUAUUGCACAGUUGGUGAAAGAUACUUCAACUGAACCCAGAGAAGCCAGAGACACAGAUCAGUGUACUGAAAUUAGUAAAUAUGCAAUACUCAAAAGCUACUGAAGGGACAAAGAAAUGACGCUAAAUCGGUACAGCCUUAAUAGUAGUACACAACACUUUAGAAGUUUGAAAGAAUGGCCACCGAGCCCAUCAGUCAUGCACCACUGUCCACGUAUGGGCCUCGAGUGCUUUGAGGCUCUCAAAGAUCAUUCAGUGAAUAGUUCUUAUUUGUUGGCAAACGCAAUUCUCAAUUUCUAUGACAAAGAUGGUGUAUUCAAGAUAAAUGAUGAGGUUAGCAUUUUUUACGGGCUUCAAGAUCAUUUUUUCAUCACUGGUUUGCCAAUUAGUGGUAAACCAGUAUUUGCCCCUCCAGCGGAGAAUGUCGAUAAACUUUUUGCUAGAUUAUUUGGCGAUGCUUUUCCAGAAGACACACGAGUUGAAAUACUGAAUGACGGCUUAAUCACGAAAGACAACAGAGGUCCAAGCCGGAAAAGAGGAGUUAAAGUUGCUUGGUUGGUGAAACAUUUUAAAAAUAAAGGGAAUAAGAUAGGUGAUGCGUUUUGGAAGGAGCAUGAGAGAGCAUAUAUGCUUUUCCUUAUCUACCAUUAUAUGAUCCCCGAAAUAGAAGUAGGUGUCGUCUCACAUAAAUAUUUGCCGUUACUUGAAGAUGUGUCCACAAACCAAGAUUAUGCAUGGGGUGCUGCUUCGUAUGUAAAUACAAUUCGCGAACUCGGGCGGAUAGAGCCUGCAACAAAAACAUUUCAGGGCCUGUUAUACCCACUUGACCUUUUCUUUUUGGGGCGGAUUCCCAGACUUCUUGCCGCUGUUUCUAAAUGGCCUUCUAAUUCAUUGGAUGUUGAGGGAACCAAACCUUUUGAAAUUUCGAAGACAUUCCCUCUUAUGUUAGAUUGGAUGCGUCUCACGGGUACAAAUCUUAAUACCCCUGGCCUACUUUCAAAAUUUCUAAAGAUACUGAGUAGAGUAAAGCUGGAUGAUGUGAGAUGGAAGCCGUAUGAAUCUCUUACAGUUCCAAUAAACUACUGCAAAAAGUAUCAAAUAACGGAAGCUCGCAGAAUACCGUUGAUCUGCUUCCACUUAAUGUGCUACCACCGGCCGGAUUUAUCUGAUCGGCAAUUCAGAUCGGUAGCUUUUAGUGAUUUGGGUAAUCUAAUUGUCUUCAAACCUGUUAGUGAUCGCAAAGCAUUGGAUAAAAAUGUACCAAAAGCACCAAAAAAGAACGCUGCCAGUUAUAAAGUGGUGUUGGACCUGUGGAAUCAAUUGCCGCAACCUGAAGAUCAACCUUCUAUGCCCCCAUCGGAAGAUCAACCUUCUAUGCCACCGUUGGAAGAUCAACCUUCUACGUCGGCAUCGGAAGAUCGACCUUUGUUUUCUGAAUUUGUUGGUCAAUCUGGGUCGCUGCUAUCCAUUGGUGGGCCAGUGGAAGAGCAAGUGGGGCAAGCCAAAGAUGCAAAUGAAUGCAGAGACGUUGAUAUGGAACCUGUUAAUGAGCAAGUGGUGCAAUCCAAAGAUGCAAAAGAAGGCAGAGAUGUUGAUAUGGAACCUGUUAAUGAGCAAGUGGUGCAAUCCAAAGAUGCAAAUGAAGGCAGAGACGUUGAUAUGGAACCCGUUAAUAAGCAAGUGGUGCAAGCCAAAGAUGCAAAUGAAGACAGAGAUGUUAAUAUGGGACCGAUUGGUCAGCAAGUGGCGCAAGCUGGAGAUGUAGAUCAGAGUACUGGGGAUGAAAUUGUACAGGUUCAGUUUCCGAGAUCCCCCAUGGGUGAAGGAGAGUCUUAUGUAGUCCCUGGCAAAGAAUUACGCCCAUCCCUCGAUUGGACCCCAGAGCUAGGUUUGACUGUGCCCAAGGUAGAUGAGACUUCUGAACCCUGUGUUCGCUUGAUACACCCUAAGAGUCCAGGUAAAAUCAAAAACAACAACGUUCGUACAGGAGAGACAUCACCGUUCAAGUUUAGUCCAUCUUCUGCUUCUUCAAAUGGUUCAGCUAGCUCAUUUCCUCCUGGGUUAUCAUUGGAUUCUUCAGAUAGGGAAAUUCUGAUUAAGCCUUCGGAUGAUCUGCUGAACAAACUGAAGACUGGCACAGCAAACAUGAACAGCGGCACUGCAGAUAAAUCCACUCUACCCUCUAGUAUUUCAAGUAUCGAUGGUGAUACGUGCAAAUCAGUUUUAGCAAGAAAAUCUCGGCCUCCGAGAGAUGGGUUACAUAGGUACAAUUCUUGUGGGUCCUCGAAGAAGAUGAGAAAAACUGAGACUGACUCAACACUCUCUGACAUGAUAGAGUCGUCCAUUAUGAAUUUGGAAGUACUUGUUAACAGGGUAAAACGGCUCAAAGGAGCAUUUGAGUAUGGGGCUGAGUUUGCAACUACAAUGAAGCCUUCAUGGAAGUUUCUAAGAACCCACGCCUCACUUGGAGACUGAGAGACUGCUUCAGACCUGUAAGUAAAUGAGAUUUUAUUGGUGAUUGUUCGUAGUGUUUUGUGUGUUAACUCCAGCAACCUACUUACAAUUUAGUCACCUGUGAUAUAUUUUAAGAUUAAUAUGAUCGACUUGUAUGAGGUGUAUUAGCCUACAGGAAAAACAUACCCUCUUCAUCUCUAUCAACAGUGACUAGAUAGUUCCAGAGCUCUUGUUAAGAGCCUGUUUUUUUGUAUAUAUCUAACUAGCGGGAAGUCAGCAUCAAAUGGACACAGUUUUUGGCGACACGGUUGAAGUUGCAGUUUUAGUUUGUUGUAGCGAAGCACAGAAGUCCAUGACUCUCUUUCAACAUGUAUGAUUUGAUCUAUACUUGGUAUAGCGAAAUUGUAAUAACUCUUUAAGUCC
Messenger RNA from Papaver somniferum (opium poppy), 3168 nucleotides. RefSeq lists its product as uncharacterized. The record is from RefSeq and is a predicted model, not a curated record. NCBI's taxonomy places the organism in Eukaryota, Viridiplantae, Streptophyta, Magnoliopsida, Ranunculales, Papaveraceae. The transcript has 8 exons. Bases 409 to 2766 code for a protein of 785 amino acids.